AUGAGUCAAGCCGCUAAAUCAGGCAAGAAGAGAAUCUAUCUCAAUGCCUUCGACGCUUGCACCGUUGGUCAUACCUGCCCCGGCCAAUGGCGGAACCCGGCAGACCACUCGUCAGACAAACGAAAUCUCGAUUACUGGCUGGAGACGGCCAAAAUACUAGAGAAGGGAAAGUUCCUAUCGUAUUUCCUUGCUGACACUGUUGGGGGAUUUGAUGUCUACAAUGGAAGUCGGGAUCCGGCCAUCAAGAUAGCCUCGGAAUUCCCAGUCACUGACCCUUUCGUGCCCAUCUCUGCCAUGGCAGCCGUAACGAAGUCCUUGGGCUUCGGUGUCACCGCAUCGACAAGCUAUGAAAGACCCUUCCUCCUGGCUCGCCGUUUCUCCACGCUGGACCAUUUCACAAAAGGCCGUAUCGGAUGGAAUAUCGUCACGUCAUGGAACAAGUCUAGUGCGCUUGCAAUGGGGUUGACCGAUAUCAUCCCUCACGACGAGCGCUACGAGGCCGCGGAUGAGUUAAUGGACGUUCUGUACCAAUUGUGGGAGUCGUCUAUUGCCGAUGAUGCUGUCGUCAAGGACAAGGCAUCCGAGACUUAUAUUGAUCCCUCCAAAGUCCGGACCAUCAAGCACGAGGGGAAGUACCACAAACUCGAAAGCCCAUUCGUAGUUGAUCCAAGCCCCCAAAGAACACCGUUUCUCUUCCAAGCCGGUACAUCCUCCGCUGGAUCAGCGUUCGCAGCAAAACAUGCCGAAGCUAUCUUCGUGGCGGGUCACGUCCCAGGCACCUUGGCCCCGAAGAUUGCCAAAAUCCGGCAGCUUGCCGCGGGGCGAGGGAGAGAUCCCCAGAGUUUGAAAUUUUUCCAAUGCCUCACACUCAUCCUGGGAAAGACCGAUGAAGACGCUCAAGCGAAGCUCGCUGAAAUUAAGAAGUAUCAAUCUAUUGAAGGAGGUCUCGUAAUCUUCAGCGCCUUUACCGGAAUAGACCUCAGCAAAUACGAACUUGACGAGGAAAUUAAGCCCGAGGAUAGCAAGUCUUCUGCUAUUAUCCAGUCUGCUUUUAGCAAUCUGUUCAACGAGGAACAGGGCACUGGAAAAUGGACUCCCAGACGAGCAGCCGAGGAGCUGUCGAUCGGCGGCAACGGAGCUGUCCUGGUCGGAAGCCCGCAAACUGUUGCUGACGGUCUGGAGAGGUGGGUGGCCGAAGCUGAUGUUGAUGGGUUCAAUUUGUCACCGGUUGUGCAGCCGCAAUCUUGGAAUGAUAUUGUCGAGCUUCUUGUACCUGAGUUACAGUCACGAGGGAUCUACUGGGACGACUACGAUGCUCCCGGGGGCACACUCAGGGAAAAUGCUCAAGGCAAGGGGAAUAAUCGCUUGAGGACCGACCAUUUUGGUCAUAGUUACACAUAA
Molecule: messenger RNA, 1401 nt
Organism: Clonostachys solani
Lineage: Eukaryota; Fungi; Ascomycota; Sordariomycetes; Hypocreales; Bionectriaceae
Source: the annotation of a GenBank genome assembly